AUGUCUAGGGAUAUAUCUGCUCUGGUUGCUGUUGCUGCUGCUGGUGCUGCUGCAACAACAAGCCACUGCCCAGCUGUACUACUGCCUCAGCCAUCAUCUCCUUUGGCAUUCUUGACCUCAGAGGCGCAGCAGCAGGAGCAUUCGCUUAAACGGCAGUACACCCACAAUCCGCAGACUGGGAAAUGCGUUGCAGUCCCCAAUGUGAAACUCCCCAAGGCUUCCAGUGACAGUGGCAUGGAUGUCAGUCUGUCCUUGGCAAAAGUGGUGCAGACCGCUGCUUUGACUAUCACUGAACCCCCUAGAGAGGCUUUGUUUCCGCCUCCCUCCACUCUCCCGACAGCCGACUGCAGCAGCAGAAGCAGCAAUCCACUACCAGGCACGAUUUCACAGGGCUGCUGCCCCCCCACUGCAUCUGGAGCCACAGCCGAGGCGCUUGUUUCACAGGUUGCAGUGCCUUCUUCGGCAUGUGUUGCUGCUCUUUUAGCAGACUGCUCAACUGCACGAGCCGCUGCAGCAGCGAUGCUGUUAGGAGCUUGUGACGUGGCAGCUCCAACGAAAUUCGAAGCCUUGCCGCGCGUUGUGGCUGCAAUUGCACAAGGAGGAGCAGGAGCGAUCCUGCACAUGCCUGCUUCCAACUCAGCGACACCUGUGUCAACAGCACACGUGCGUGGACUGGGGGAUUCAAGGGGAGCCAAAGAAACGCAAAGGCUACCAGAUUCUGCAAGUACAGAUGCAGAUGCAGCUGCGCCUCUUCCGGUCUCCUCUGCGUUGUCUGAAACGGCUGUAUCCUCAGCAGCCAUGCUGCUAGCACCUACUGACACUGCAGCCACAGAGGCAAGAUCUACAGCCCCCACAGCGCAGUCAGCAGCAGCUGCAUCUCCUGCAACGGCAUCACUUUCUACUGCAGCAGCUGCAGCAGCAGCGCACAGUGAGGCACCUGUAAUUGCAGCAGCAACAACACCCUGUUCGCCUGCAGCAGCGCAGCAGCAGCUGUUGCAAGUCGUGCGGCAGUACUGCCUUACUCUGCAGCAGCAGCGCACAGUGAGGCACCUGUAAUUGCAGCAGCAACAACACCCUGUUCGCCUGCAGCAGCAGCAGCAGCAGCUGUUGCAAGUCGUGCGGAAUGCAGCUGUGACUAGAGCUGCAUCCGACACACCUGCUGCACAGGCAAACGUGGCAUCAGCAGCAGCACAGCUUACAAGACAAUUAGCACUUGCUUCCGCAGCAGUUUCAACCACAAGUGGUAUCGAAGCCUCUGCAACUGCAGCAGCAGCUGCUACGAGUCCUUCCCCAGCAGCACUACCCUCUCCACAGCAGUCACCUGCAGCACUUGCAACUAAGACGCCUGUUGCAGCAGCAACGACGCUGAAGAGGCCAAUAGAAUCACCAAUGACUGUAGCACCUGAAGUUUCAGCUUUUUCAGAAGCAUCUCAACGCCCCUCCGCCGCUGCACUUCCCUCCGAAAUGCGUCCGUGCGCAGCAGAAGCAGUGCUAGCUCCUAUUGCAGCAGCGAGGGAGGUCCAGCUGGAAGCCUCGAGAGAACAGUUACUGCUGCAGCAGCAGCAGAAGCAGCCUUGCAUGCCGAUACAGGGGCCUUCUCAGGAUGAUCCCUUUCGGCAGACUAAUCGGCAGCGUCGAUCGGCUGGAUCUUCUGCUGCAGAUGCCACUUUCCCAGAUGGCCUUAAAGCGGCAUCUCCACGCACAGUGUUAGCAGCCGUAGCAAUGCCACCAAAUCUGACUGCUGCUAGCCCUCCAGGUGCUGCUCCUUUUACGGUGAGAGUAGAGACCUCCACGUUGCACGAGGCGCUCGCACUCGCAGUAUCAUCGCCAGUCCUAUCAGCGUCUGACUCUGCACCUGCAACUCCCGCAUUGGCUUCCACCACGGCCCCAUCUACAUCCCGAGAUUCUGCACCUGCAGGCGUAACUUCCGCAAGAGAUUCUGCACCAGCAGGCGUAACUUCCGCAGGAGAUUCUGCACCAGCAGGCGUAACUUCCGCAGGAGAUUCUGCACCAGCAGGCGUAACUUCCGCAGGAGAUUCUUUUGCGUCCUCCUCCACGGCUGCUGCUAUUACGGCCAGUCUUGUUUGGGGGGGAAUGGCGACUCCCUCCGCCCGCCGCCCCAACUCUGGAGCAGCCGUAGCAACUGAUCUAGCACCAAGAGGGCAUCCAGAUCAAGGCCCUAUCAGCAACGCGUCUCUUCUUGAAACGCUUCUGGAAGACGAGGCUCCAGCCAUGUCGGCUGCAAAGCAGGAUCAGCAGACAGCACCUGCAGAUGCCGCUUUCGAAGGCAUACCGCCUCCUGGCUUUCCAGGCAGGCCUAAACGAACGCGAUCGGCUGCUUUCUUGUCAUCUCCUCCCGUGAGCAAGCUGCUAUCCCGAAGGGCUGCUUUUCCUCUGCAGUCGGCACCAAGACCUUCCGCUGCUGCCGCAUCCGAGGCUGCAGCCGACGCUCAAAGGCUGCUGGAAGACGCUGGCUUGCGCGUAGGAGACAGCUUAGAAGUCCGUUGGGUGCUUCUAGACGACCAGGACCCCCCAGAAAUCGCUGACGACACGCAGCAGCCACAGGAGCAGCCACAAGAGCAGCCAAAAGAGCAGCAACAAGAGCAGCAACAGGGGCGUGUUGUAUGGUGGCCAGCAGAGCUGCGGAGGGCACCUCGACGCCGCUUAGACAGAACAGGUCGUGCCGAGUAUUUGCUGCAUUAUUUUCCCUUCAGCGGAAUUCCUGGAGAAGCUACCCGUGUUGUCUUUGAGGGGCCCCACACGCUCAGGCAUUUGGGCACCCCCCUGCAGCAGCAGGAGCAGGAGCAGCAACAGGAGCAAGAGGAGCAACAGGAGCAGCAACAGCAACUCACAUUGGACGAGGAACUGCGAGAUGCUCCCCGGCUGCGCUGCAGACGCCGUGGCUCACCAUCGCCCCCAUCCACCGACUCGGAGACGGCUCAGUCGGACGCCGAAGGGGAUGGGCUCGUGUCUGUUGCCGAGAUUCUGAGAGAACAGGAACGGCUCGAUCGCGAGCAGGGGACUAGCGAGACGCCUACGGCGGAGGCAGCGCUCAUGGCGGCCUUCAAUCGACUGCCUCUGGAAACGCAAAUGAUCAUGGCUAGCAACUACCGGUCCUUUGCAGACAAGUUCGUGAGAACGGCUUCCUCCAUCUUCCCAGCUGCCUGUGUGACAGGUGCUGGCAAUUGUUUAGACCGGAUGUUGGCACUGUUUGGUGUACUUUUUUCAUUAGCAGAAGGCACUGAGGGGAAGGGGGGGGAGAGAUCAUUUGUUCCGGGGGUAGUAGGUACCUAA
Cyclospora cayetanensis is the source of this 3294-nucleotide messenger RNA. RefSeq names its product ice-structuring glycoprotein. The record is from RefSeq and is a predicted model, not a curated record. NCBI's taxonomy places the organism in Eukaryota, Apicomplexa, Conoidasida, Eucoccidiorida, Eimeriidae.